Messenger RNA from Dreissena polymorpha, 2027 nucleotides. RefSeq lists its product as uncharacterized. The transcript has 5 exons. Lineage: Eukaryota; Metazoa; Mollusca; Bivalvia; Myida; Dreissenidae. The record is from RefSeq and is a predicted model, not a curated record. Bases 1 to 699 code for a protein of 232 amino acids.
AUGACGGCCAACGGAACUAACAACAAGAAGUCGGGGUUAGUGACCUGGCGAUGCUCGUCUCGCUGCAAAGCCGUACGUUGCCCUUUCACCGUCAGCCAGAGAGGUGACCACUUCGUCCAGAAGAGAGAGCACUUGCAUGCUGCAGUGCCAAACCAAGAACUGCGACAUCGGGCGUACUCUAAGGCCCGAGCAUUAGCGAAGACCGGCGUCUUUAUUCCUUCCCGCACCAUCUCCGAGAACAUCCUUACGGAAGAGUGUGGUAAGGAGGACGUCGCUCGGUCCCGAGUCAAUCUUCUAAAGAGAGCGAUGAACCACGCCCGCGCCCGUCUGCGUCCUAAAGAGCCAGACACUCUAGACUUCGAAGUUGACGCCGACAUAAUCAAUGCGGAUGUGUUCCCUGUGAAGGACAUUCAGUGCGAUUCACAGCGGCACUUCGUCUUCGCGACUGAAUAUCAGCUUUAUAUCCUGCGUCAGGCGAAGAGAUGGUUCAUGGACGGAACAUUUAAGAGAAGUGGGCAGCUGUUUACGAUUAACGCAUUCGUUGAGAGAGAGGGUGCCAGCAAACAGCUACCACUAGUAUUCGUGUUGAUGAGCCGUCGCACACAGGCCGACAACGAAUUUGUAUUCCGGGCCGUAAUGGAACGUGUAGGCAACGUCGAAGUAGAAGGCAUCGUUGCAGACUUUGAAGUAUCGUUUUAAAUGGUUAUAUAUAUUACUUGUAUAUAAGAUUUAGCAGAAUCGCAGAGAAGGUCAAGUCAGUGUAAAAUACUACUAAAAGCUUCAUGCAAAACUCUAUAUUAUAAUUUUGAUCAUGUUUGUAACUCAAACGUUUUUUCAGCCGUCUGGAACGCUGAUCGGGAAGUAUUUCCAGACCGGGACAUGAAGGGCUGCGCCUUCCAUUGGAGUCAGGAAGUGUUGAGACGGGUCCAGCAUGAGGGCCUUGCUGAUGUAUACAGACGUCGCGGAGGCGUAUCCAAGUUAAUUCGCAUGCUGAUGACCCUGCGGUUCCUUCCCGCUCCACACAUACGUGACUUCGAGACGCUGGAACUGAUGGCAACGACAGAUGCGACACGCCGCCUGGUCGUCUACAUCAGACGGCAGUGGGUCCACGGCAGGUCGUUUCAACCCAGGGACUGGUCUGUCUUCCGAUAGGACUUCCGGACAAACAACGACCUUGAAGGAUACCACAACCGCCUGAAUGCAAAAGCCGUUAGCGGUGUCGGUUUUUAUCGACUGGUUCUACAUCUGAGACAAAAAUCGGAAAUGGUGAGGAUGCUUGUUAAAGGCUGCGACCUUCACCGGAUCACCACAACGCGAUCUGCAAAGGUCCAGAAGUCCCUGGUGACCCUCUGGGACAAGUAUGAGUCGAAAGAAGUUCCUGGCCAAGGUCGAUCAAGUGUACGGCGUUGUGCUGGCGUUAUGUUCAUGUAUAUUCUAUUGUAGGUUAAAUAAUAUUGUAUUUUGCCACGUUGACUGUAUAUUGCCUGUAUUUUUUCUUGUAAAUGUAUAUUUUGUUAUAAAGAACAUAAAACAGUUCAUACAUGUUAAGUUUUAUGUCGAACUCCAUUUUCAUUUAAUAGAAAAUAGAAUUCACAUGUUUAACAAUUUUAUCAUGUAGAUCUUAUUGGAAUCAAGUGAAAUAAUGUAUAUUUUGUAAUAAAUUAUGUAUAGUUGGUAAUAAAAAUAUGUUAAACAAUAUUAUUAUGUAAUUGAAAUUUUGUAUAUUUUGUAUUAAAGAAAAUAUAAAACUUAAAUUUUAAAUUCAUACAUGUUGUAUGUCGUACUCCAUUUUGAUUUAAUAAGAAAUAGAAUUCACAUGUUUAACAAUAUUAUUAUGGAAUUAUGUUGUAUUUUGUCAGUGUGACUGUAUAUUGUCUGUAAAUGUUUGAUUGUAAAUGUAUAUUCUGUUGUAUAAAUUGUGUGACUGUGCUUGUACAUUGACUGUAUAUAUCGUAAAUGUAUAUUUAAACAUAAACAACAAAUAUAGAAAAUAAAAACUUCAUACCUGUAUUGUUUCUUAUUCCAUU